ACACAUUUAUAAAUGGCCGCUCAAACGCUUCACAGCAAAAUGGAAAUCUCAGACAUUAGAAAAUCCAAACAGGUUUUAUAUGAAGAUAACCAGUGCGUAGUUUUCGAUGAAGAAUUAGACAGGCAAGCGCCAAUACACUUUCUCGUAGUACCGAAGAAGGUAAUUCCAGUCAUGUCGGAAGCAUCAGUGGAUGACGAAAAAAUUAUUGGUCACCUCUUAUUGGUUGCAAAUGAAGUAGCCACAAAAAAAGGAUUAUACCGACAAGGAUACCACGUGUUUUUAGAUGAGAAUCACAAAAUAAUGAAAUUGAAAGCUCUUCACGUAUUCGGACGAGCUUUACAUCACAUGGUCUGGCCGAGCGGUCCGGGGGCGAGACUUUAACUAGCAAUCAUGAAUUCGCAAUACUUUG
This is a messenger RNA of Bombyx mandarina (wild silkworm), 409 nucleotides long. Its product is annotated as adenosine 5'-monophosphoramidase HINT2-like. Lineage: Eukaryota; Metazoa; Arthropoda; Insecta; Lepidoptera; Bombycidae. The record is from RefSeq and is a predicted model, not a curated record.